Messenger RNA from Fusarium sp. VM40, 759 nucleotides. NCBI's taxonomy places the organism in Eukaryota, Fungi, Ascomycota, Sordariomycetes, Hypocreales, Nectriaceae. The record is from the annotation of a GenBank genome assembly.
AUGCAUUUCUCCACACUCGUUUUUGCCCUGAGCCUCUCUAGGAGCGCACCCUGCUUUAAAGCCUUGACGGUCGAUCUCAAGUGCAACGAGGCCAUUGUUGACUUGAACGAGACUGGUUGGCAAGGUUCACUCGAGGAUGACGAGGACAACACCAUCACCGAUAGUAUCUGCAGCAAGACCUGCCAUCAAUCGCUCCAGCGAUGGGUCGCGGGUGUUGAGAAGGACUGCAAGGGAGAGAGAAUUGUACUAGCUGAAAGAAUGCCUGGAGGUUGGGAACAGCUUUGCGAUAAGGAUAUUGCGGGGAGGUACUGUAACGAGGUUAUCGACACCUUCCCCGAAACGGAUGAAGACGAGGAAUGGCCCCUCGAGUAUGUCUGCGACCCUUGUUAUGUCAGAUGUCUCUGGAUGUUUGAUCUUUCGGGGUACAGUCCUGUUCAAGGCCAUUUCUUGAAUCAACGCGGCCGAGUCCUACAGGGAUGUCCCAAAAUCGCCAAGAAAGAAGUCCCUGCGACAGAUCUCAAAGGAACGGCAUCAGAAUUAACAGAAUCUGAACAAGCGACUUCGAAAGUUCCCCAGACAGUCAGCGGCGGAAUCAAGACCACUGCAUCUUCAGAGAGUAUUGCAGCCCCAACAACUACUUCAUUAACAGAAAGUACUACAGCUGCACCAACGGAAAGCAAUACAGCGGAGAAGCUUGUAACAGGAUACUUACUGGGCUGUUGGUUUCUUGUGCUGUUCUUGGGAAUAAAUGGCUUUUAA